UUGAAACCAAUCUCAAGUCCUCUUUUACUUUCCUUUCAGCAGAUCUCAUUAUUGCUAAUUUAAGUAUCAGAGUGUCUAUUCAGAGGACCCACCUCAAGCUUUGCAGGAACAUGCUUACGGGAACCAACGCCUUUGCAUUUUAUUAUCUUCCUAUCUUCAUCUUUUUGAACUUGUUUCUUUUGCACGGCUAUGCUGCCACUUGUAAUAUAACUUCAUCCAAUCCAUUAUCACAAAAUGAAAUCCUUAUCUCCCCUGCCCAUGUUUUUGAGUUAGGCUUCUCUCGUCCUCACAAUUCCACUAAUCAGUAUGUUGGUAUAUUGUAUAAAAAUAUUGCUCCUCGCACAGUUGUUUGGGUGGCCAACAGAGGGAAUCCAGUUAUUGAUUCACUGGCAAGUCUAAAGAUUGGUAGUGAUGGAAAUCUGAAGCUAGUAGAUGGGAAUGAAGUAACUCUCUGGUCAAGCAAUGUUUCUGUCCGAUCUAAUAGAUCAGUGGCUGUCCUUUUGGAUAAUGGGAAAUUCGUUCUACAGGAUGGUUUAUCUGGACAGUGGUUAUGGCGAAGCUUUGAAAACCCAGGUAAUACUUUAUUACCUGGUGCAGGUCUGGGAUAUAAUCUUGAAACAGGGUGUCUGCUGUGGAGUGAAGAGCUUAUAGAUAUGCAAGAGUUCUCCAGUGGUGGGGAAGAACUUUUCAUUCGUCUUGCAUCCUCUGAAUUAGCUCAUGGGAAGCUAAGAGUAGAUGUCAUUAUCAGCCUCACAACCGUUUCUUGUAUCAUCAUUUUGGGUGCCUUAGUGUAUGGUUUAUGCUGGCAGAGAUAAAAAAAAAUAGGUAAGAAACUGAUCUUGAAUCUUGAUACUUGAACUUAUUUGGGUGGACAGUUUCAUUUCAGCUUAUUCUUCCCAACUAUUAGUUAAUUUUAUGGUUGACAUCUACUUUCUUCCAAUUUUUUGGUGUGUAUAAAUGAAAAUUUUACUCAGUU
This is a messenger RNA of Rubroshorea leprosula, 976 nucleotides long. NCBI's taxonomy places the organism in Eukaryota, Viridiplantae, Streptophyta, Magnoliopsida, Malvales, Dipterocarpaceae. The record is from the annotation of a GenBank genome assembly.